Octodon degus (degu) is the source of this 4909-nucleotide messenger RNA. RefSeq names its product ADNP homeobox 2 (gene Adnp2). NCBI's taxonomy places the organism in Eukaryota, Metazoa, Chordata, Mammalia, Rodentia, Octodontidae. Gene Ontology annotation, molecular function: DNA binding. The coding region runs from base 52 to 3543 and encodes 1163 amino acids. The transcript has 4 exons. Gene Ontology annotation, biological process: regulation of gene expression. The record is from RefSeq and is a predicted model, not a curated record. Gene Ontology annotation, cellular component: nucleus.
GAGUCACACUCUUAUUUCUCAGAGUGCACCCAGGAGGAAGUAGAAGCAAGAAUGGUAGAGAAAAUUUCAAAAAUGUUUCAAAUGCCUGUGGAAAAUCUUGACAACAUCAGAAAGGUGCGGAAAAGGGUGAAAAGCAUUCUUGUGAAUAUUGGACUUGACAGCUGCCAGGAGUUAAUAAAGGACCUUAAAAGCUUUGAUCCAGGAGAGAAGUACUUUUAUAACACAUCAUGGGGAGAUGUUUCUCUUUGGGAACCUUCUGGAAAGAAAGUGAGAUACCGAACAAAGCCAUACUGUUGUAAUCUCUGCAAAUACUCAACAAAAGUGCUCACUUCACUCAAAAAUCAUUUACAUCGUUACCAUGAAGAUGAGGCUGACCAGGAGCUGGUGAUCCCCUGCCCCAACUGUGCAUUUGCCUCACAGCCCAAGGUGGUGGGAAAGCACUUCAGAAUGUUUCAUGCCCCUGUUCGCAAAGUCCAGAACUACACAGUGAAUAUUUUAGGUGAGACUAAAUCUUCUAGGAGUGAUGUGAUAAGUUUCACGUGUUUAAAGUGUAACUUUUCAAAUACUUUAUACUAUAGCAUGAAGAAGCAUGUGCUGGUGGCCCAUUUCCACUACUUAAUUAACUCUUACUUUGGGCUGCGAACUGAGGAAAUGGGGGAGCAACCAAAAGCAAAUGAUGCGCUUUCAGUGGACAAGAUGGCCACAUCUGACAGAUACUACUGUAAAAAAUGCAACGCCAAUGCCAGCAGCCAGGAUGCUCUAAUGUACCAUAUCUUGACAUCAGAUAUCCACAGGGACUUGGAGAAUAAGCUUAGAUCUGUGAUUUCAGAACACAUUAAGAGAACCGGAUUUUUGAAGCAAAUGCAUAUUGCUCCAAAACCAGUGGCCCGGUUGGCCAUACCUCCACACACCAGUGCUGCAGGCAUAGCAGCCCCCAGUCCCUGCUUUCAUCUCGCUUUGCCACAGAACAAUCAGAGUUCAGCUGUGGUGCAGCCAGUGACGGUGGCCCCAGGCACCUCUGGGACCCUUACUCAUUCCUCGCCUGCUGUUGCCCAGUCCCACGUGGCUCUAGUCUCCAGUCCUUUGCCUGUGUGCCAGAGCGGCCUCACUCUACAGCCCUCAGCACCUCAACCUGUCUUUCUUUCUCAUAGGCUUCCACUUAAUCAGCCUGUGAAUUUUCCUGUGCUGCCUCUGAAUCAGCCAGGUGGGUCUAUAAAUAAGUCUGUUGGGACAGGUGUCCUUCCAAUGAAUCAAGCUGUCCGGCCUGGUGUGUUACCCCUCACCCAACCUGGGGGAUCCAUAAGCCGACCUGUUAGGCCUAGUGUCCUGCCCACAAGUCCCUCUGUCACCCCUGGGGUUCUGCAGGCUGUCUCACCAGGGGUGAUUUCUGUGGGUCGGGCGGCCCCAUCAGGGGUCCUCUCUGCAGGCCAGAUGACGCCUGCUGGGGUUAUUCCUGGACAGACAGCAACUUCUGGGGUCCUCCCAACUGGCCAGGUAGUCCAGUCAGGGGUUCUUCCUGUUGGUCAGACCGCUCCCUCUCGGGUUUUCCCACCUGGCCAGACAGUUCCCUUAAGGGUUCUCCCUGCAAGCCAGGUGGUUCCUUCUGGUCUACUCUCUCCUAACCAGACGGUACCCUCAGGUGUCAUCCCUGUGAACCAGGGUGUGAAUUCUGGUGUUCUGCAGCUCAGCCAGCCUGUUGCAUCAGGAGUCCUUCCUGUGGUCCCACCGGUGAGGCCUGGUGUGCUGCAGCUUAGUCAAUCUGUCAGCACUAGCAUCCUGCCUGUGAGUCAGCCAGUAAGAGCGGGGACAUCGCAUAACACCACCUUCCUCACAUCAGGCUCUAUUCUCAGGCAACUUAUCCCAACUGGGAAACAAGUGAAUGGGAUUCCUACCUACACACUGGCUCCUGUGUCAGUGACCUUGCCUGUACCUGCUGGUGGUGGCGUUGCAACUGUUACCCCACCCCAGGUGCCUGUCCAGCUCCUGCCAUCAGGUACAGGUGGGCAGAUGGCUAAUUCGCUACCCAACCUGCCUUCACCACAGGUGCUAGUGAGUGCUGCCCAGAAUGUUUUUGUUCAGGCCCCCUCACCUGUGGUGGACACAAACGAGGUGCUCAAACAGGCCAAACAGUGGAAAACCUGCCGGGUUUGCAAUGAGCUCUUUCCAUCUAACGUCUACCAGGUUCAUAUGGAAGUGGCUCACAAGAAUAGUGAGUCCAAGCUCUGCCGGGUUUGCAAUGAACUCUUACCCUCCAACGUCUACCAGGUUCACAUGGAAGUGGCCCACAAGCACAGUGAGUCUAAGUCCAGUGAGAAACUUGAACCUGAAAAACUGGCAGCCUGUGCACCCUUUCUGAAGUGGAUGAGGGAGAAAACUGUCCGUUGCCUCUCCUGCAAGUGCUUGGUCUCGGAGGAAGAACUGAUGCAUCAUUUGCUUAUGCAUGGCUUAGGGUGCUUGUUCUGCCCUUGCACUUUCCAUGACAUUCGGGGUCUGUUGGAACACAGCAGGGCUAAGCACCUUGGGAAGAAGAGGCUGCCUAUGGAUUAUAGUAACAGGGGUUUCCAGUUGGACCUUGAUGCUAAUGGCAACCUGUUGUUUCCCCAUCUUGAUUUCAUCACUAUAUUACCAAGGGAGAAGCUUGGGGAACGGGAGGUCUACCUGGCCAUCCUUGCUGGGAUCCACUCCAAGUCACUGGUGCCUGUGUAUAUUAAGGUGAGGCCUCAGCCUGAAAGCAUGCCCAACAAUCCCAGCAAACAGAAGCUGACCUGCCCCUUCUGUUUUGGUGCCUUUGUGACAGCUGAUGCUUAUGAGCUGCACCUGAAGGAGAGGCACCAUGUCAUGCCAACAGUUCACACAAUGCUCAAGUCUCCAGCCUUCAAGUGUAUCCACUGCUGUGGGGUCUACACGGGAAACAUGACCCUGGCGGCCAUUGCUGUUCAUUUGUUGCGUUGCAGAAGUGCUCCCAAGGACAGCAGCUCAGACUUGCAAAUCCAGCCAGGUUUUAUUGAGAGCAGUGAUUUGGUGUUGGUCAAUGGGGAAGUGAUUCCUGAUUCUACCUUCCCUAUAAAGAGAAAGUUGCCAGAUGGCCAUCUGGGGACGGAAGAACAGAGAGCUGGGGAGGAAUCACCGCUUGUCAUAAAUGCUGAGGCAGCCCCAGGUCUGGAGAAAGGGACAAGUGCUGUGCCUUUGAAGAGACAAAGGAAUGAAAGUAGGACAGAGGGACUGGUAGCUAAUGAUGAUGCAUUUCAGGUUUUAGUAUUGGAUCCUAAAAAGUACGAAGGCCGUUCAUAUGAGGAUAAAAAGCAAUUUCUCAGAGAUUAUUUCCAUAAGAGACCGUAUCCGAGUAGAAAAGAAAUAGAACUGCUCUCUUCACUCUUAUGGGUGUGGAAGAUUGAUGUGGCUUCAUUUUUUGGAAAAAGAAGAUAUAUUUGCAUGAAAGCAAUAAAAAACCAAAAGCCCUCUGUACUUCUAGGCUUUGAUAUGUCUGAACUUAAAAAUGUUAAACACAGAUUGAACUUUGAGUAUGAACCACAAAACUUGUAAGUGUAGUACUAGGCAGUGGUUUUCAACUGAGGUUUUGAAUAUGUUCUCUCUCACUGUGUUAAGAGUUGUCAGUGUCAGUGUCUUUAUGCUGCUUUUCAGGUAUUUCAGGUGCUCAGAAAGACUUCUGUUAAGGAAAUGAAUAGUUUUUCAGAUUUAUUGUUUCCUGCAAUUUGAUUUGUAACAGUUAUUCCCCCUUUGCCAUGUAAAUUAUAUCUUUUGGUAUUCCAUGCACGCCUUGUUUUCUCAGUAGUGUCAGUAUCAGAUGAUGAAAAGAAAACCCUGAAAUUGCAAAUACUUUUUUUUAAUUUUAGGAAAUUUCAGCUUGUUUGAAAAUAUUUGAUUAGUUGAAAAUUAAAGUAUUGCUCUUCCUCAGCUUUUACAGGUAGUACCUAAUGACACAUACUAUUUAGAGAUGCAAGUACAGCUCUGUGAUGUGUAUGAUUCCCUAAGGACACACUGCAUUAACUCUUGGUGAUUGUUGUUUGUAAGCUGUUUGCUUAUGAAAUUAUAAUUUUGGUUUACACUUUUUCAGUUUUGUCCUGAUACUUUUGUUUUUUAAAUCUUAACUCAUAGAAUACCAAAUGUUUUCAUUUAUUAAAAAUAUAAUGAGUCAGAGGUCUGGUGUGUAGCUCAUAAUCACAUGUUGUUUUAUAAAUGAAGUCAUUACAGGAGCAGAAAUAGGCUCCAUUAUACUUUCCCUUUUGAUACAGUGACAAGUCAUUUCUCCAUUCAAAGGUAAGACAAUGAAUCUUUAGUGCCUUUAGAAUAAAUUUUGAGAAAAUAUACCCAGAACUCUUCUACCAUGAACUGCUUAUAAACUAGUGGGUGAAGGAGACCAUGUUACUCCAGAAUGAAACUUCCACCCUUGUAUAUGGUUUCAGGCAUAAGAUGAAGUGAAAAGAUCAAGAACACAGUCUUCAUUGUUGGGAUUGCCAGGGGUAGACAUAUUAGUACUAGGGAAAUGGGUUUUCCUUUGGCCUACUUGUCCAGGUGAAUGGGACAUCUGAUUGCUAAAGAGUCUCUGAUUUAUAAUGUCAGGCCUCAUUUUUCCCAUACAAUAUUAAAAUAAAGCACCAGAACUAGCAAUGUAGACUACCCCAUUCAUAUUCUGAAUUGUACUGCUUGUGAUAAUGCAGUGGAGGAGACUGUCCGACAUGUUUUCAGGUAGAAGUGUCUGGAGCGUGGGACAGCCUCUGGGAAAUAGUACAGUGUUGCUAUAUGGACUUUAAAAAAUAUUAAUGCUUGCAUAUAAUUGCUGUAAUGUGCAUUGUUGAGACUGUUGUGAAACUGGUCUGUGACUGUUGGUGUACUCUGUUGUAAAUUCAGAGAGAGCUUGUUGGACUUUAUUUUUUUUAACCUAUUGUUU